AGAACAAAGCGACCCCUUGCUUUUUCACCUCUCUUUCACCAAAGGAAACCCCACCGUUCAGAUAAUUGUAAAUUUGAGCGCGUAAAUAAGUAAAACUUUUGACAGUAAACAGUGCAACUACAAGAACUGUUGGAUCAGCACAUCAAAAAUUCGCCAGAUAAACAGCUUGAAAAGUACGGCUUCUCGAGCUGCAACUCCCUCUAUCUAACUAUCGCAGUAGAGGUUCGUCCCACCUUCGGGAGGUCAGCCUCAUCUUCACCUUAAACGACUACCGUGAUGAGCCAGCGUGGCGGAGGUUGCUGCGGUAGGACCGGCGGCGCGGCUGGUGCGGGCACCACUCGUCUGGUGCAGCUUGCCACGACAAAGACCAGCUUCUUUUUGUUCAGCACGCUCAGCAGUGUAGUACUCCUUGUUCCGGUUAAUGUUCACGCUUGGAGCCAACCGGGGACCACGAAGAGAAGGAACACGAAGUUCAUGCAGCGCCGAGACGAAGUGCCGGUGGACGAACACGAAGUACAACCAGCGGAAGAAGGGACCACGACGAGAACUCAUCAGCAUGAAGAUUUUCCGCAGGACAGUACGGCUGGUGCUGACGGAACCCUAUUGCCCGGCUCGACAAGUACAACAGGCACGGAAGAAGAUGACGUUGAGGCCAAACAUGACGCUGGCGCCCUUGACGAUGCUGUUCCCCCUGCUCGUCGUGUGGCAGCUGGGGCACAAGCAGGUUACAACUUCUACCCGAAGCAAAGCCUGAUCAGCAUCCCAGUGGCAGCGGCCCCCGCGCGGAGGUCAUCUACUACAUCGACGGCUUUGUUACCUGCGGACACCAAGAAUCACGGUCAGAGCCCCCCUUUAGGAGGAGCAGCGGCGACGGGUACUAUUAACUCUCAUCCGCGCGCUUCUCGGUCUGUUGGAGCAAGACAAAAACUUGUCCGCGGAAGUCACGAUCUAAAUGCAAAACUCAUAAAAAAUAUAAGUAGCUUUUUUAUUUUUAUUGUUUUAGUUUACUUCAAAAUCAAAAUCAAAUACAAAUGCAAAAGUUGAUGUAUCUCUACAAAAAGGUGGAGGACGUGGUCGAGAAGUACCGGUGGUGGCUCCAGGAGCGUCAGCCAUGCAGAUUGAUUCCUCCGGCGAGCACAUCAGUCAACAGAAGUACCAUGAUGGUCAUGUUGUAGCUCCUCUCGGUGCUGAGCAAGCCGCGGAAGAGGAUGGAGAUCAUCUUCAUGGCUCAAGAGCUACAACUGAUCAUGUUGGCGGCGGCGCACCAGAACCUCCCUCUACUGCGGUACUACAUGAGAACUACGUGUUGGAAUCGAACUUCCUCGAGGCAGAUUCAGGAACCCCAACUCGUGGUCGUUCUCCCCGACGAAGUGGCGGGACGUCCUCGGCGAUACGAUCCAGCAGGACGCUUCCACGUUCUCCCGAUGAUGAUGAAGGAGGUCCUCGUCUUCGUCCUCCUUUUCCAGCACCACUACCGCGCAACCUCUUUGGACAAGUCGAAGAUGGAGAGCAAGACGGCGCGGAGCAAGAACAACAAGAUGUAGUUGGUAUCGGUCGUGGUGGCUCAAGAACGUCAUCCAUGCCCCCUGUUCUUCUAGGACAUGCUCAUGAGGCAGCAACUUCGUUCUCCAAGUCGUCCACAAGGCCCCUACCAGAGCAAGUUGAAAUGCUAGCUGGGCUGUAUGACACGCGGGCGGGGCUAGAAGAAAUUGCCAGCGACAGGCGCAUUGAAGAUGAAAAUGUGGGAGAUCAGGCUACUUACGCACUGAAUAUCCUGCUUCCGCACAUCAGCAAUUUCCAGAGUGCAAUGCAACACAACGCGAAAACCGAUCCAAGAGGCCUGUCCCGCGAAACGAAGACCUUCCAGCACACCGACGUCGUUGGCUUGGAUCUUAGCAAGGAAGUUGACAAGAAAAAGCUGUGUUUGCAAGUCAGCGUUUUAGCCUUUCACAUCGUUUGCCUACCACACGGAAAGCUUGGCUACAUCAUUGGCCAGGCCGACGCGAGCUUGGGAAGUAUGCAGGUUGAUCUUCAUUCUCGGUCCUACAACAACUUAGCCGACCAUUUCUCCCCCGACCAACACCUCGGGCUGGUGAGACCGCAGGAGUUCGAGGUCCUCUUUUUCCUCGACCUGUUCUCCGACUUCCGCGACGUGCGGCAGGUCGCUGUGAAGGUGACGCUGCCCGCCCACAUGCUCGCACGGCAGUUGUACGUGCAGGAACUUUCGUUGAUUCAGUCCGGCGACACGUGGACGGGCAUUGCGACCUACCUGCUGAGCCACCCGCUCCGGGACCGCUUCUAUCAAGAGGAAAACUCCCCCCUCCCCAUAUCGAAACGAAGUUUCUGAUGCUGGAUUUCCGUACACAAAUCAGAUUUGUCUUGCAGUAAAGGACUGCGGGCGUAUGUCAAGCCUCGGCCGAGAGGUUUUGACGUAGGCGCCUAGCAUGACAAACGUGUAUGCUCGAAGACCAACAACAUCACAAACCGCCUGCAAAAUGCAGGGGGCCCUCUGGACUUGCCUUCUUGCAAGACAGACAAGAUUUGAGGUCACAAAUGUGCAUCGCAAAUUUUCAGACGGAUGCGCUUUCAAUAUGGGGAGGGGGGAUUUUUCUUUACGAUAGCUUCAUCUUACAGUUCACGGAUGCAGCGGCUGGGGUGGACAAAACGCUGUGGAAUUAUGGAAAGGAAAAAUCCCCCCUCCCCAUAUCAAAACGGAAUUUCUCAUGCUGGAUUUGUGUACACAAAUUUAGCUUUGUAUUGCAGAGAGGCAUUGCGGCCAGAUCCCGAGGCUACGUAGGGGCGCGCCAUGGGUCUAGUUGUUCAGCAUGGCAAACGACUCCCCUCUAGGCCCAACAGCAUGACAAAUCGACUCCAUAAUGGGGAGGAAGCCUCUGCCCUUGUCUUCUUGCAAGACAAAUGGGAUUUGUGCCCUCAAAUCACCAACGCAAAUUUUCGGAAACCUACCUGUUCAAUAUGGGGAGGGGGGGGUUUUCUUCUCAAUAGGAAUGUGCAAAUGAUCACGGAGGCGUUUCAACAGGACUUGCGGGAAGGAACAACGAUCGCGGUCGCGGCGGGUUUUGGCGGUGGAAGUGCCGCGGCGCUUCAAGCGGAAGAUGUUGCUGGUGUAGGAAGUGAUGUUGCACCAGGAGCACAAGCGGCACAGGGAGGAGACGGAAGCACUACGCCUCGCGGUGGAGGAGCAGCAGGGGGUGCUUCUUCUUCGUUGGCAGCACCUCCGCUGUCUCCGCGCACGCCUCAACAACAAAUAAAACGUCGCGGUUUAUUAGCUGUACCAGGUUCAUCUUCUCCAUCUCCGCAAGCCCCUUUUUCUGGCGGAAGUCGAGCUCCUCACCGCACCCCCGGCACUGCAGGCACAGUGUCGAAAACUCCCAACUACAUGCUCCAAACUCCCAUGUCUGCCGUCACUUUCGCGGAUGACGAUUUGAUCCGGAAGCGCACAAACGUCAUGGGCAACUCCCAAAGUGCCGGGCUCUCCAGACUCUCAUCUACUGCGCAAACCAACCUGAUCAGCCAGAUCAACGCCGAGUUUCUAAACCACAACGACGAAGGCCCGGGAGCUGCAGCUUCCGCAAAGGUGAUGAAGGUCCACUUCGGCACGCAGCGCCUGGCGGUGACCUACCUGGGCGACAGCGAGGCGCUUUACGACCGGCUAAAGACCAUGUGGAAGAUCAGCGACCCUCGGCCCGGGCAGCUGCUGCAAACUACACAGCAGCAGCUGAGCCCUCCAGCUGGGGCGCCAGCACGACGUCCUUUGCGCGCCGAUCUGUGGAGUAAGAUCUGGGCCGUGCCAAAUUUUCGGCCACCGAAGUCGGUGGCGAAUCGGCACUGCCAGAGACUGUUGUUUCCUGGUAUCAAACCUGUGACACCUCCGGCCGAUGGGCCGGCCAACACGGAGGAUUUCGAGGAGAAAAUGGGGGAACGCCUGGACAAACUUCUGGCCGACGGUGCGAUCGAACUGAAAAAGGUUCUCGAUGAUUAUCCGUUUGUUUGUUCUAACACGGAUCCUGCUGAGCGAACUACUCCACCUCCUUCCGACCAAGAGCGAAAGCAAGAGCGAGAGGCCGUGGUCCGCUACUUCCACGCUUUGCACCACUGGCACUUCCACCUGGCCAACCAACACCUCCGAAACUCAAGCGUGCUGGUCAUUUUCGUCCGCGACGGCCGCGCCGCCAGCCACAAAGCCGCACACGUGGAGCACGAUUCGUCCCGGAUUGGGGUGCAGCAGUUGAUCGAACUGGCCGCGGAGCUGCCGCGCGUGGACGCUGUGGUAUUGGUCGGCGACACUUUUGUUGUUGAAGACGAACAGAAAGAGUUGGAAAACUUUUUGACAGAAAUGCAAACGCGUUGGUACAAUGACCAGUUCGGAAUCAAAGCACCUGAAGCAGAACAAGCAGGCCCGCUGGCGCAAAAAAAAUCCUCCAGCAUCUUCGUCUUAAACGCGCUGAAGUGGUGGGAAUCCGACCAAAUUAUGCCGAUGCAGUUCUCCCGCGUCCAGCAAAUUCAGGUUUUGGACGUGCUUCGCGAACGUUGCGGCGAUUUGGUCCACAUGGGCAUGCGGUCCGGGAUGCUGGAGCCUUUUGCCUUGAUCGGGCACAAAGUCGUCUCGAUGGACGAAUUGGGUUCCGGCGGUGCCGACCGCAUGAUUCGCUUCACCGAAACGGGGGAUGGGCUCAAGUUCAAGAAAGUGCAACUCCAUGACCCGGCGACCCCUGUAGGCAAGCAAUUUGUGUUCCUGAACCGGUUCUGGUACUUUGCGCUGCAACGGGCGUUUUUCCUUCUGGACCAGCUGUUUUUCGUCCCGACAGUACUGCCACGACCGGAGGGCACGACGGCGCCUAGUGCAGCUCACGGUCAAGAAAAGCACCAUCAAAUCUCCGACCCCACCUGGCUCUGCAAAGCGCUGGAGCCGUUGAAGCGGCAAACAUCUUGGCGAAUUUUCGGGGGGCCGGCGGAGGGGAGGGACUGUUCUUCGGCAGAAGAGGGAGUCACCAAUGACGGAUGUGUCCAGGAGAGUCGUUACUUGCAACAAGCAAACAAACUUCCGACCGAAGAAGACCAGAAAUCUGCGACGCGCUACUUGGAAGUUGCAGGGGAGAAAAAGGUCCUCGAGGCCAACUUGAAGGAAAUUAACGGGGACCAAAGCGCGGGCGCCGCGCUGGAAGAACUGCGCAACGGCAUCAUGAAGAAGUUACUGAAGUUCGAAACAGACCGGCGGGACGAAUUCACGACAAUGUGGGCCGAUGUCCCAGCCACCGAGAAACAGGAGGACGAGCCUGGUCCGGCCGCGCCCAAAGCUGCAAAGCCAAAGGGUAAAGGCAAAAACAAGGGAAGAACAUCAGACGACUGGACGCUUCUCAAGCGCGCUUGUUCGAAGUACAGAAAACUGGACUCCGAGUUGGAAGCUACUUUGAAUAGCCUAGGUUACCCCAUGACGGCGACCAAAACCUUCCAAGACCUUGCGGCGGAGAGCGUGUCCGUUUCGACCGUACGCGCGCUCGCGACCUCGCUGUCUACUGCUUUGGAGCUGCGCAUGAAAGACGAGGUGCAUCUCCAGUCGAGCAUGCUGAUGGAGCUGAACGGCCUGGAGGCCCAGUUGAGUGGGGGGCCGCUUCAAGAAGCCAGCAAAAAAGUCAGCGACUGGCAACAAAUGAACAAGAAUUUCAUUCGCAACAAACUCGAUCGCCGCGCCAUCCAGUUCGUCAAAUCGUACUCGCAGCUCUGCGACGUCGAAACCAGAACGGCAGCCACGCCGACCGUGACGCAGCAGGCAGCGAGCCGCGUGGUCAUCGCCUCUGCGGUAGAGGCUUCGCGGCCCGGGAUCUCUCUGAACGACGGCAUCGUGGACAUGGGAACCACCAAAAUUGACGAGCUGGGGUGGGAAGUGUACAGCCACGGGAAAAAUACAAAUAAGCAAGGAGAUGCUAGUACUUCGCUUUUGCCUUUGCGCGAGAAAAAACACAAUCUCUUAACGUCCCUUCGGGAGUAUGUGGACAGCAUUCCCGGGUACCACGAAAUCAUGUUCGGCGUUUAUGGGCGAUCCGAGGAUGAGAAGUACCCGAUGACGGCACCUGCAAAGGGCAAACCGAAGCCGAAACUUAAGAAAUACCCCAUGAUCAACAAAGCCGAUUCCGGACAGUUCGCGAGACCAGACGACCUUGACAACAACCCGUACAAACAGGGCUUUUCGCGGGACGAUUUGGCCCGGAUUGGGUACGCCAUUGAUGACUCACUGAAAAAUCAAUAUGGCAGCCCGGAGCGGCUUUGGCGGUCGGCCAGUCGUGUACAGCGAUUGGCACUGACGGAAGAGAAGAUAUCAGGGGGAAAAAACGUUAUUCCCCUGCGACGCUACCGUACAACUGCGACUUACUCAGAUGGAAACAUGUGAUGCUGAAGACUUUUCUAGCCGGAUGCUUUUGCUGUUCCUGUCACAACUUUGUCAUGCAUGAUUGAAGGCUCUGCCUCCUGGGCUUCGGCAAUUCCAAUGUCGCGCAGUAGUUAGUGUCCUUGCCACUCACUUCUACUCCUCUGUCUUUCGUCGUAGAAAAAAAGUUUGCUACAUGCCGAUGAACUUCGCGUGUUUAUUAUUCGUACGGUACGGGGUCCACCUCGUCGCGAGGAAAGAAAUUUUUGUUUUUCCACCUUUAUAGAUGUUUUUGGCCAAAAUCACCAACAGUUUCUGGAAGCACUCCCCGCCGCCAAACAUGAGCAAAGACGAUUAUAUCGAAAACGCGAAAUCUUGGCUGAAAAAACACGGCACACACAAAGUCAUGUUCCCUCGGCUCAACCGGUCUGUCGUCGAGCUGUUUCAGAACAAAAAGGCCCAGAACGUGCGGCGGAUUGAAGCGGACUUCCAGCAGUUUUGCGAAAAGUUCAGCAGAGUGAGAUUUAUGAACUUCGACGGAGUAGAUGGGGGCGUCGAACAAGAUUCGCGUGGUCCUAUCUACGACUACGAGCUUUGCAAUUGGGUGUUUGCUCCGGUGCAAAGCUCCGAGGAGGACCUGCGUGCGCCCGAGCUGCAUGCAGGUGCGCAGGAAAUUUUUCCUGCCGACCGUGAUGGGGAGGAGGAAUUCAAAGCGGUUGAGGACCAACUCGCUGGGCCCGAGUUUCAGUUUGACCCACAGCAACAAAUUUUGCAGGGAGGGGGUGAUGUCGACAUGGGGUGUUUAGGGGAAGAUCAAGAUUUCCUGACUGGUGGGUGUCGAGUAAACGAUUAUGCUGAAGAAGCUGAAGCUGCUGGUGCCGAAGGGGAGGCCGAAUCGCGGGGGCAGGCUGGGGUUGCUGCUGACACCCCCUCCACGGCAGAUGUAGAAAUGAGCGAAGAUGUUGUAGAUGAUGAGAAUGGGUUUGGGUUUGCCGCCCACGUCCGUCAAGGUCUGGAGACUCUCACGGGAAAGGAACCGUCCGUAGUUGCGUUCCGCCUCGAAUCGCCCGGGCUCCGCCUCUCUCCGGGGCGGGGAGCUGUUGGUGGUGCGGCGAGUUCGGCGGCGGGGUCAGGCGAGCCAUGGACCGGACAUAGUAAGCGUAUGGCGGAUUUUUCAGCCCCACCUUCUCCAGAUCCUUUUGCUCCUGGUCCCGGUCGACGCGGGCUGAGAAUCAGGCAAAAUGGUGACGACGACUAUCCACAUGUGGUGGGGCAUCUCACUUUCGGUGAUGUCAAAGUGGGUGAAAAAACCGAUUCGAGCGCAAGUCGUCCUGGUGGUGCCUCGCCCACGGGACGAGCAGCAAGUCAACACGCAGAGGCUGCACCUGGUGCAGCAGGGGAGCAACAAGUACAAGAAGGAGGAGGACAAUAUGAUCGGGAGCAGGGGGAGCACGAACAACUACAACAGGAUGUUGCACUCGACAGUGCUACUAGAAAUAUGCUGGCGUCCUCAUUUGUUGAGCAGAGCGCCUCACCUUCACAAACGCCGCGACGGGGAACAAACUCAGUACGUAGUCCCCCUGCAGCUCCCGGAAGAGCAACAUCAGAAUCCAGCCCAACACCAGCACUGGCAGCUCCCCAACAAGGACGAGCGACAAGAUUGCUAGAAAGUCCGACCCAGUUAGCCGCCCGGGCAGCAGCGGGUGCGGGCCUCGACCCGCACGGCAACAGUGGACAAAUCGAAUUUCACCAACUGGCCUACGGUCUAGAACUGCUUCACCUCCGCACCAUGGAAAAAAUUGCGGAAGGGGUGUUAGUCAAAGUCACGCAGCUCGAUGAGCAGUCGGCGGCCCCUGCCGGCGUAGAUUCAGAAAUGUUCUUUGCCGACCCGGGUUCGUUCGAACUGCAUACCACCAUCGGCGACUGGCGCGCGGCCGCAACGCUGGGGGAUACCGAACUUCGACGAGGAGGUACGCGUGAAACCCGCAGGGAGCGGGAAGUUCUCGGGUUCGAACAGGUCAUCGAAAAGCACAUUAGUCAGAUGUUUAUCCGGUUUUUCUUCAUGCAGGCUGGGUUCUGCGAACCGAUUUCGGUUGUGCAACUUGCUAGCGAGGGCUCGGACCGUGAGAUGAAGUAUCAAGUUGAUUUGGAAAAGCGGAAGGCGCUUCAAAUGAGCGGAACGACAGGAGCGUCGCCCCCCGCGAAGUGCCACGAGUUGUGUCUGGAGAACCCGACGUGCAAGUACGGAUCAGUACUGCUGGAGCGAGAGGAGGGAGCACCAGAAAAAGACAAGUGGAAAUGCGAGUUGUUCUCUGAGGAGCUGCGCGUAGAAGCCGCAGCCGAAACUACGGGACCCGAGCAGGCCGGCGAAGUCCAAGCGGGUGAAGGUGGUGAAAAAGGAGGCAAGAAGGUCCCCAACAAGAGCGAGAAAGGGAAGAUAAAACAAGACCAGAAGCAGAAGGAGGGCAGGCACACCAGGGACGCCGGGAAGGCUGAAGAGACCGAAGCACAAGCCGCGCAGAGGAAAGAGAGAGAGGAAGCGGCGACGAUUAAAAAACAGGAACAAGAGAAAGUUUCUGCGGAGAGGAAGAAAAAAACGCAGUUUUUUCAGUGCGAUCGGGCGCAGAACUGGGUGAACGGUGGGAAGAAAAACGUGAUUUGGGGAAACCCGGAAGGAAACCGGGGGCGGCCGGUUCAGAGGAGUGGUAGUAGUGGAGGUAGCGGUGAAGGAACUCCGCUAGCAAUGCCCGGCAGCCGACCUUAGUAGCAUCCCGUUUCGUGCAAGUUCGAUUAAGUAUUCGCGAAGUGAAAUUUGCGUCAUCAAGAAAUAAUCCUUUCCGCUUUGAAGAUGAUGUUAAGUAAUUAGCAGGGCCGGUUUUAAGUGCUAAUGAAUCGGAUGAGACACUACGACUACCGCUAGGGUUGUAAAGAAUUUCCUUUUAAGAACUAAUUUCACCAGACGACGCAGUACAGUAGGUCAGCCAGUAGGUUGACGUUGUAAAUUUUUUUUCAGGACGAGAUGACGAGCCACUGAUUUUCUUUGAUUUUUCGAUUUUGCUUUUAUGACUCUCACAUUCAAGUUACUCUGACUUUUUAAUUUUUCUAGCGACCAGCUUUACUCUUUGUUAUCCUCUCGACUUCUACAGUAUCACUUGAAGCGAUCGGCUUCGGCGCAGUGGCAUCGCUUUACGCGUUUCAUUGCAUUUUUUAUAUAUGUAUCAUUUUUUCCUAGGCAUACUUCUUUAAUUGUUCGCUUCCUUAUUCAUUCUGACAGCUACAUCGUUCAUUCUUGACAUACAUGUCGAUGCAUCAGCAUCUAGGUCAAAGAAUACAAAAACGCGAUUGCGUCCUUACCCUCCUGUACGAAUGAACGUUUUCAGUUUCAGUUUGUCCUUCAU
Amoebophrya sp. A120 is the source of this 9780-nucleotide messenger RNA. NCBI's taxonomy places the organism in Eukaryota, Dinophyceae, Syndiniales, Amoebophryaceae. The record is from the annotation of a GenBank genome assembly.